GCGCUGUAGUAUUGAUGUGGCCAAGUCGGUCUGGGUUCCACGUCACUCGGAAGGAUCAGGAUUUCACCAGACACGGAUGCGCAUACAGAAGAAGAGAAAGAUCUGAGACGUGUUAUAAAGCAAACCUCAUAGACAUUCUCUCGGAGUAAAGUCUCGUGAAGGAAGAAGAGCUGACAUCAUGACAGCCGCAGAGAAUGUGUGUUACACCCUCAUCAAUGUCACCAAUGACUCUGAACCACCAUCAGAAGUCAGCUUGAAAGCUGAUUUAGAAAAAGGGGAGAUCAAAGCCAAGACCGAGGCUUUGAAGAAAGUUAUCAUCAUGAUCCUGAAUGGUGAGAAACUUCCAGGGCUGUUAAUGACCAUCAUCCGGUUUGUCCUGCCUCUUCAGGAUCACACAAUUAAAAAACUGCUACUAGUUUUUUGGGAGAUUGUUCCCAAAACUACUCCUGAUGGCAAACUUCUUCAGGAGAUGAUCUUGGUCUGUGAUGCCUACAGAAAGGAUCUCCAACAUCCCAACGAGUUCAUCCGUGGCUCCACUCUGCGCUUUCUGUGCAAGCUGAAGGAGUCUGAGCUACUGGAGCCCCUCAUGCCCGCUAUCCGUGCCUGCCUGGAGCAUCGUCACAGCUACGUGCGUCGCAAUGCAGUUCUGGCCAUCUACACAAUCUACAGAAACUUUGAGCAUUUGAUCCCAGAUGCCCCAGAGCUGAUCCAUGAUUUUCUUGUGAAUGAGAAAGAUGCCAGUUGCAAGAGAAACGCUUUUAUGAUGCUGAUUCAUGCAGAUCAAGAUAGAGCUCUGGACUACCUUAGCACUUGUAUUGAUCAAGUGCAUACUUUUGGAGAUAUUCUACAGCUUGUCAUUGUGGAACUGAUUUAUAAGGUCUGCCAUGCCAACCCCUCAGAGAGAGCUCGCUUCAUCCGUUGCAUCUAUAAUCUGCUGCAGUCCUCCAGUCCUGCAGUUAAAUAUGAAGCAGCUGGCACACUAGUCACUCUAUCCAGCGCUCCCACUGCCAUAAAGGCUGCUGCUCAGUGCUACAUUGAUCUGAUCAUUAAAGAGAGUGAUAACAACGUCAAGCUCAUCGUUCUCGACCGCCUCAUCGAGCUGAAGGAACACCCAACACAUGAACGAGUGCUGCAGGACCUGGUGAUGGAUAUUCUGAGGGUUUUGACCACCCCUGAUCUUGAGGUCCGCAAGAAGACCCUACAGUUGGCCCUGGAUUUGGUGUCAUCCCGCAAUGUAGAGGAGCUGGUUAUAGUGCUUAAGAAAGAAGUCAUCAAAACCAACAAUGCAAGCGAGCAUGAGGACACAGACAAGUACAGGCAGCUGCUAGUUCGUACUCUGCACUCGUGUAGCGUGCGCUUCCCUGACAUGGCGGCCAGCGUCAUCCCUGUGCUGAUGGAGUUCCUGAGUGACACAAAUGAGGCGGCCGCAGCUGAUGUGCUGGAGUUUGUACGGGAGGCUAUUCAAAGGUUCGACAGCCUUAGACCUCUCAUCAUUGAGAAGAUGCUGGAGGUCUUCCACACUAUAAAGACGGUCAAGAUUUAUAGAGGAGCUUUGUGGAUUUUGGGUGAAUACUGCAGCACUAAAGAAGACAUCCAGAGUGUGAUGACAGAAGUGCGCAGAUCCUUGGGAGAGAUCCCUAUUGUGGAGAACGAGCUGAAGAAGGAGGCUGGGGAGGGGAAACCAGAGGAGGAGGUAACUGCCGCUCCAGCUCCUAAACUGGUGACAGAGAUGGGCACUUACGUCACUCAAAGUGCUCUCAGCACCUCCAGACCAUCAAAGAAAGAAGAGGACAGGCCUCCACUAAGGGGUUUUCUGAUGGAUGGUGACUUCUAUGUUGCUGCCUCAUUGGCCACCACCCUCACCAAAGUGGCCCUACGCUAUGUCGCACUUGUCGAAGACAAGAAAAGACAAAAUGCUUUUGUUGCAGAAGCCAUGUUGAUCAUGGCCACCAUCCUUCAUCUGGGCAAGUCCUCUCUACCCAAGAAACCCAUCACCGAUGAUGAUGUGGACCGCCUCUCUCUGUGCCUCAAAGUCCUGUCCGAAUGCUCACCCCUCAUGAAUGAUAUAUUCAACAAGGAGUGCCGGAAAUCUCUUUCCCACAUGCUUGCUGUCAGGCUGGAGGAAGAGAAACUCUCUCAGAAGAAAGAGUCUGAGAAGCGUAAUGUGACAGUUCAGGCAGAUGACCCCAUUUCCUUCAUGCAGCUCACGGCUAAGAAUGAGAUGACAUCCAAAGAGGACCAGUUCCAACUAAGUCUAUUGGCCGCUAUGGGCAACACUCAGAGAAAAGAGGCCGCUGACCCACUGGCCUCCAAACUUAACAAGGUGACGCAGUUGACUGGUUUCUCGGAUCCAGUCUAUGCAGAAGCAUACGUCCAUGUCAAUCAAUACGACAUCGUCCUAGAUGUCCUGGUUGUUAAUCAGACUAGCGACACUCUACAGAACUGCACAUUGGAGCUGGCAACACUUGGUGAUCUUAAACUGGUUGAGAAACCAUCUCCUCUUACAUUGGCUCCUCAUGACUUUGCCAACAUCAAAGCCAAUGUAAAGGUGGCCUCCACAGAGAACGGGAUCAUAUUUGGAAACAUAGUGUAUGAUGUGUCUGGAGCAGCCAGUGACAGAAACUGUGUUGUGCUGAGCGACAUUCACAUAGAUAUCAUGGACUAUAUCCAGCCUGCCUCCUGCACAGACACGGAGUUCCGACAGAUGUGGGCUGAGUUCGAGUGGGAGAACAAGGUUACCGUCAACACCAACAUCACAGAACUGAAUGAGUAUCUCAAACACAUCCUUAGGUCCACCAAUAUGAAGUGCUUGACCCCAGAGAAGGCUCUUUCUGGCAUCUGUGGCUUUAUGGCGGCAAACCUGUACGCCCGCUCUAUAUUUGGGGAAGAUGCCCUUGCAAAUGUCAGCAUUGAGAAGCCCAUCCACAUGGGUCCCGAUGCCCCAGUCAACGGUCACAUUCGCAUCCGUGCCAAGAGCCAGGGAAUGGCUUUGAGUCUGGGUGACAAGAUCAACCUCUCCCAGAAGAGGACAGCAUCUUAAAGCCCAAAGACUGAGGCUAUUGUGGAAAAGGAGAAGAUUCAACUAAAAAGCUCUAUGGUUGCUCCUGUCUCGUCGUCUUUAUUGCUUGUUUCUGUCUCUCCAGACUCCUGCGCUCUGACGCAAAGAUCUAAGAUCUUCAAUCCCGCAAAAUAUGUCCGAAGGGGAUUAUUUGACAUUUUCUACCAACAAGAUUCUUUUUAACUGGUCUAAAAGGGAUUGGCCUUGUUCAUCUAUAAUUUGUUUCAAUAAACACUGCACACCAUAUACUGACAA
Messenger RNA from Triplophysa dalaica, 3313 nucleotides. RefSeq names its product COPI coat complex subunit beta 1 (gene copb1). Gene Ontology annotation, biological process: intra-Golgi vesicle-mediated transport; endoplasmic reticulum to Golgi vesicle-mediated transport; intracellular protein transport. Gene Ontology annotation, cellular component: COPI vesicle coat; cytoplasm. The record is from RefSeq and is a predicted model, not a curated record. Gene Ontology annotation, molecular function: structural molecule activity. Bases 179 to 3040 code for a protein of 953 amino acids. NCBI's taxonomy places the organism in Eukaryota, Metazoa, Chordata, Actinopteri, Cypriniformes, Nemacheilidae. The transcript is spliced from 22 exons.